This is a messenger RNA of Choloepus didactylus (southern two-toed sloth), 4620 nucleotides long. It is a transcript of the gene GOSR1, whose product is annotated as golgi SNAP receptor complex member 1. The coding region runs from base 32 to 784 and encodes 250 amino acids. The transcript has 9 exons. Gene Ontology annotation, cellular component: Golgi medial cisterna; cis-Golgi network; SNARE complex. NCBI's taxonomy places the organism in Eukaryota, Metazoa, Chordata, Mammalia, Pilosa, Megalonychidae. Gene Ontology annotation, molecular function: SNAP receptor activity. The record is from RefSeq and is a predicted model, not a curated record. Gene Ontology annotation, biological process: vesicle fusion; endoplasmic reticulum to Golgi vesicle-mediated transport.
GUCCUGUCUCGACUGACGUUGGACAAUAAAGAUGGCGGCAGGAACCAGCAACUAUUGGGAAGAUCUCAGGAAACAGGCUCGACAGCUGGAAAAUGAACUUGACCUGAAACUAGUUUCUUUCAGUAAAUUAUGUACAAGCUACAGUCACAGCAGUGCCCGAGAUGGAAGACGCGACAGGUAUAGUUCUGACACAACACCCCUUUUAAAUGGAUCAAGCCAAGACAGAAUGUUUGAAACAAUGGCAAUUGAGAUUGAACAGCUUUUGGCAAGGCUUACAGGAGUAAAUGAUAAAAUGGCAGAAUAUACCAGCAAUGCAGGUGUCCCCUCCUUGAAUGCAGCACUGAUGCAUACAUUACAGCGACAUAGAGACAUAUUGCAGGAUUAUACACAUGAAUUCCAUAAAACCAAAGCAAACUUUAUGGCAAUACGGGAAAGGGAGAAUCUCAUGGGAUCAGUACGAAAGGAUAUUGAGUCAUAUAAGAGUGGGUCUGGAGUAAACAAUAGAAGAACUGAACUAUUUUUGAAAGAACAUGACCACCUUCGAAACUCAGAUCGUCUGAUAGAAGAAACAAUAAGCAUUGCUAUGGCAACAAAAGAAAAUAUGACUUCACAGAGAGGAAUGUUAAAGUCAAUUCAGAGCAGAAUGAACACUUUGGCCAAUCGUUUUCCUGCUGUGAACAGCCUGAUACAGCGGAUCAACCUUAGGAAGCGGCGAGACUCACUUAUCCUGGGUGGUGUUAUUGGUGUCUGUACUAUUCUAUUGCUGCUCUAUGCUUUCCAUUGAUGGUACAUCUCCAGGGACUCUUGACAACCACCACUUUCACGCCCUGAUCUGGAAUAAGGAAAAGAGGGAGGGAGAAGUUGAUUGUCCUGAUGAUUAAACCUGACCAGCAAGAUUAAUUCAAGACUGAUAGUGAUGGACUUUGCAAUAUGGUCAAGUUGAGCUGAAGCCACAGAUUUUCUGUGCUAUCUUUUCUAACACACAUUUCUCCCUGUUUUUGAUUUUAAAAAAACGUUUUCAGUUAUUUUUGUCUCCCUAGGAGGUAAGUAAACCAAUCAGACACAGAGAUUCUGUGCUUCAGAGAUAGUGUGGAAACCCGAUGACAAGCCAGGUCUCACAGCUGGAUUCUCCAGAACACCGGGUUUCUUUGUAUCCAAAGGCUAUUAUUCUUUCAGCCACCAGAUUGGGCUGUAAAUAAAAGUAGCUCUUGUCCUUUUAUUUCCCACUUGAAAUAAGAAAUGGCAAGAAAUUACAAACCAGUUCUUGAUAGUCUGUGCUAUAGAUUUCUACUCCAUGUCCCCAGUUCUUUUGGUAUUCCAGGAAGAUUCCAUUUUUCUCAGAUUCUUUGAGAUGCUGACACAUCAACCUCAGCAUGGCUGAAGUAGUCUGUAAACAGAAGACAAAUGCUGCAAUAAAAAGCUUUUUUUUCUUUUGUUUUCUUUUUAUUGUGAACACACUGGGGUUAACUAUAUCACUGGAAAAGCAUCAAGAAUGAUGGAUUUUUUUUUAAGGAGACAGUCAUUUUCAUUUUUUUAUUUCUUCCAUUGGAUUAAUAUAUGCUACUACAAAAAAAUGAGAUGUCAGUUCUACCAUGUCAAAAGAAACUAAUAGCCAGUGUCUGUCAAUGCCCCCAAACUAUUCCUCAUCAAGUUGAGAUUAACACUAAUACUGAGUGAGGAGACUGCUCAAUUUUCAAAGAGAUCUAUUCGACAAGCCAGCUGUAAAAAGACAUUGAGGGGUUGCCAUCCAAAUAAUUCCAUUUGUAAAUUCUCCACAAUUAAUGAGCAAAAGUUUGAGAACUGCCUGAUGUUCUAGGAAUUCUGUGUUCUGUGAAAACCUGUUCAUUCCAAACCUGUUAAGCUUUUCCAAACAUCCAGAGAAUGGUUUCACUGCUGAAGGUACUUGUGACAGACUGUUUCCAUCUGUACCUAUCUCUCUUAACUGUCCCCGAACAGUGACAAAAUUUUAAAUGGACGCCAGAGUUCUUUUCAAGUUUAACCAUUUUCUCAGUUUCUGUGAAUUCAUUAUGUCUUGUCUAACUGAACUACCACAAAUAGUUUGAAGACUUCAACAGCUGUACUUCUCACCAAGAAAGAAGGUUGCUCUUCACCAUGGGAUUUACUAUGGUAUUUAGAAUUUAGGUUUCCAACUGCCACAGGGAAUAAAAGGAUAUUAGCAUGUAGUUUUUUUUUUUAACUACAUCAUGCUGUGUGAAUACUGUUGUUCAGAUGAACUUGAUAUACAGGCUGAUGGGUAGGCUGACACCCAGUGAUACAGAGACUGCAGAGGUUUUUCAUUCUGGCGUCAAAAGUUUUACUACAUUCUGGGUAGGAAGGGCAUUUUAUAUAUUUUUUUUAAUUAUGGGGUUUAUUUUUCUAAAUAUGGGUUGAUUGAUCAACUAGUUGCUUGGGGAUGCCCUUAAAAGAAAGUUAAGUUUUUUCAGUGUGAACCUUAAAGGAUCAGGGAGUUAAGUUCAUUUAUUAAAUUCUCUGUUGGGAGAACAAAACUUCUCUUUCCUGACACUUUAUUAUCUUUGAUUUUUCAAAGGGCCUUGAUCGGUGGUUGUGCCUCAGCUAGAAUUUAUAGGACUUUAGGUUGCUAUAUAUUUGGCAUUUAUAAAAUCUGAAGUAUCACAAAUAAAAUUAUUUAUUUAAUUAUACUGCCAGUCUUUUUUACUGGUCUGAUUAUUUGGUGCAUUCAUUAAAGCUGAUUGUAUGAAAGUAAAAUGAGGACACGAGCUGAUCUAUCUUGCUGCAACUAAGCAAACAAUUUUGAUGGCUGAUGAGCCUUUCCAUUAGGGCUAUAUGAAGUAAUAGAAUUUUGUUGGUUAUUUUCUUUAUGGAAAUAAAGAAACCAGUUCUUCCAAGGAAGUUGAAAAGGCUUGGUAUAGAUGUUCUGACAAACCCCUCAGUGCUGUAGCACAUAAUGAGGUGUCCCUGGGCCAAAUGUGGAUGGACAGGGCUCUUCCUUACCUCUUGUGGCUUUUGCAGAAAGAAACCCCGAAGCAAGAGAAUGGACGUGUGCCAUUCACUGCGCGGGGCUCAUUUUGCAUACCGUGAUAGCUGAUUUGAACUCUCCUUCAGUUUCAUGCCAUUUGACGUAUUUUUUUAUUAACCAUCUUCAUCUUCUCCCCUUUAUUGCUGUCCUCCAUACAGACCAGUUGCUAGGCUCAGGGGCCAACAGUAAAUUACUUGUUUAUACAGUCAGAACCAGGAGAACAGAAGGAAUUUUCUAUUCCUGGUCCCAAGUAAAUGUUACCUCUUAAAAUUAUUCUCCCUUAGUGAUUGUCUUAUACAGUGAAUCUUUCCUUUCUUUUUAGUAACCGCUCAAAACUUUGUAUUUCACUGGCUAAUAUGAAAAACCAUGGCAACAAAAAGGACAGAAAAUUCCAAAAGGUGUAUUUCUGAGAUUUUGUCUUAAUGUGUACUGAUUACCUUGCCUUAGUAAAGAUGUUUGAUCUGUUAGUCAAAUGCAAGCCCAGAUAUCCAUCCUGGCAAUCUCCACAUUCUUUUUAUUAUUAUUAAUGAUCCUGAAGGAUUCCCAUUAUUCUCCCCUUUGUAUCAAAAUUCACUUUUACAGAAUGGCUUUUUCUAUACCUCCCAGAACUCAGAUCAGGGACGGGAGUAAAACCCUGAGAAUGGAGACAGAUGGUGAGAGAGCACAUCAUGAGGGCACAUUUUGUACCUGAAACCAGGUAAUUACCUUAGUCUUCCCUACUGGAUGCUGAAUACAUCUGAUCUGAAUAGGAAAAUGUACUUACUGAGCCUUUUGAUGCAAAUCAAUUAAUGACUUUUAGGCUGUAGGAAAUUGAGUCGUUGGACUUGCAUUCCCACCAUUAACUUUCUAUUUCACUUUUAAUCUCAACCUGAUGAAAAUGCCUUUAAAGAACUGGACUACCCUUUUUGGUUUCUAAUCCCUCAUGUUUACUCCUUAGCCUGAUAUGAUUUUGGGGAACUGAUAGACUGUGUUUUCUAAUAUGAAAUACUAAGUUGUUGGGGAUAAAUGGCCAUGAACUUUGUGUCAAAUGUAACUAAAGAACAAAUGGGUUCCACUACUCAGAAAAUUACAGUGAUGGGUUCCAGUCUCCCUUUGGGUUAGGGGUUGUUUAUCCUGGUCUCCAAAAAGAUGCAGCUUUUCUUAAUGGUCUUGAUAAACUACUCUUGUUAUUCCUUUAUAGACCAACAUACCCUUAGUUUUUAUAGGGGAAAAGAAAAUGACAGGAACAACUGAAUUUUAAGGAUGUGAGCAUUAAGGAUAGGAAGUGGAGACAAAACUGAGCCAUGUUCUGAGGGAUCUUUCUCCUUUUCUUUAUGCUUUAAAUUUCACUUUAGUAGCGAAGUAUUUGCAUCCGUUUCCAUCCAGUUAAUUCUAAGGGAGGAAAAUCAAUUCCAAUCUCACUUUACCAUGAUGGAGGAUGUUUCCUCAUGAAAAAUGCCAAUACAGAUUUUUAAAAAUCUAUUCUUUUCCAAAUGCACUUUCUAAUUUUUUGCUUUUAAAAUAGCUUCUUGGAACCAAUUUUAUUGUAUUUGUACUUAAUUUUUGUUCUCAUCUAAUGUGCAUUUUCUGACUGUAUAGAAGAAGCUUUGUUAAGUAAUUUAAUAAAUUAGAAAUCUAAAUCA